CCUCCAUUGCCAUCAGAUUUUGUGCUUCAACUUGUGCUUUAUGCUGCAAAACUCCUCAGUUCAGCACCUCAAAUUUCAGUUGUAAAUAAUUGCACACUAUUUGCGGACAAUCCAGCUCUUUGUAACAGUCCACAACUUUCCGCUUUUGCACUUGAAAGAUGUGCGAAAACUUGUGGCUUAUGCGAUAAACCUGGCUCGGCUGGUGGUUGCCCGGACACUAAUGAAAACUGUAAUCUCCUAAGAAAUUUGCAUUCCUGCAAUGAUACAUUUAUGCAGCAAAAUUGCCAAAGAACCUGUGGUUUAAAAAAUUGUUUAGGUAAAGCUUUUUUUAUAUUAAAUGUGAAUUUCCUUAUAUUAAAUGAAAUAUUAUUUUGUGGCAUUUCUUAG
Messenger RNA from Dracunculus medinensis (Guinea worm), 387 nucleotides. The record is from the annotation of a GenBank genome assembly. NCBI's taxonomy places the organism in Eukaryota, Metazoa, Nematoda, Chromadorea, Rhabditida, Dracunculidae.